AAUAAGUGAUAUUUGUGCGAGAAGAAAAAUGGCAUUGCGUGUACAGUUUGAAAACAAUGAUGACAUCGGUGUCUUCACAAAAUUAACAAAUUCAUAUUGCCUGGUGGCUAUCGGUGGUGCUGAGACAUUUUACAGUGUGUUUGAAGCCGAAUUAGCCGAAACAAUACCAGUUAUUCACACAAGCAUUAAUGGUUGUCGAAUCAUCGGACGAUUAACGGUCGGCAACAAGAAUGGUUUGCUUGUACCAAGCGGCACCAGUGACGUCGAAUUGCAACACAUACGAAAUAGCUUGCCAGACAAUGUAAAGAUACAGCGCGUUGAAGAACGGCUAUCUGCUCUUGGGAAUGUUAUUGCUUGCAAUGACUACGUCGCAUUGGUUCAUCCAGACUUAGAUAAGGAAACAGAAGAAAUCAUCGGAGAUGUAUUGAAUGUGGAAGUUUUCCGUCAAACUGUAGCUAAUAACGUUUUAGUUGGUUCAUACACAGUGCUCAGCAAUCAAGGUGGCCUCGUUCAUCCAAAAACUUCAAUAGAAGAUCAAGACGAAUUGUCGUCAUUGCUUCAAGUUCCGCUUGUUGCGGGUACAGUGAACCGUGGUAGCGAAGUGCUUGGAGCCGGUUGCGUUGUCAACGACUGGAGUGCAUUUGUUGGAAUGAGCUCAACAUCCACAGAAAUUUCCGUAAUCGAAAGUGUAUUCAAACUCAAUGAUGCACAUCCGACGAGCGUGUCGAGCUCAUUGCGAGCAUCGCUUAUUGAAGCGAUGUCAUAAACAAAUUACGAGUUUACACGAAUUGGUUCAAAAAUCCGGUCAAUUUCUUCUAUUUUACAAAUAUCGAACAUCGAGGAAUGUUCAAUGGGAAAUUCAACUAUUUUAUAUGCACACAUUUGAAAAAUAUACAAGAGAUUGUUUUCAAAUCGUUAUUGUUUAACAGAAAAAAAAAUAUCUAAUUACAAAAGAAUGUGUAAACAAACAUGCAA
Sitodiplosis mosellana (orange wheat blossom midge) is the source of this 975-nucleotide messenger RNA. It is a transcript of the gene eIF6, whose product is annotated as eukaryotic translation initiation factor 6. Gene Ontology annotation, cellular component: cytosol; nucleolus; preribosome, large subunit precursor. NCBI's taxonomy places the organism in Eukaryota, Metazoa, Arthropoda, Insecta, Diptera, Cecidomyiidae. The record is from RefSeq and is a predicted model, not a curated record. Gene Ontology annotation, biological process: ribosomal subunit export from nucleus; assembly of large subunit precursor of preribosome; maturation of 5.8S rRNA. Gene Ontology annotation, molecular function: ribosomal large subunit binding. Bases 29 to 766 code for a protein of 245 amino acids. The transcript is spliced from 5 exons.